Messenger RNA from Aplysia californica (California sea hare), 1642 nucleotides. RefSeq names its product sodium/potassium-transporting ATPase subunit beta-1-interacting protein. Gene Ontology annotation, biological process: regulation of sodium ion transport. NCBI's taxonomy places the organism in Eukaryota, Metazoa, Mollusca, Gastropoda, Aplysiida, Aplysiidae. The record is from RefSeq and is a predicted model, not a curated record. The coding region runs from base 223 to 1332 and encodes 369 amino acids. The transcript is spliced from 6 exons.
UGUAUUUUUGAAAUAUGUUAGCGUAUUUCCUGAACUGUUCAGAUGUUUGAAGAACAAAAUUUUUAUUCCUGGAAUAAGUAAAACAUGCGGGCUCUACUUUUUCUAGUGGUUUGAUUUCAUUGAGGAAGUCGGCGAGCGCACUCUCACCUGUUUCUGAACUGUUUCAUUGGUUUCCGAUGAGAGACGCUUGACAGAAGAGUGUGACAGACAUCAAAACAUGUCAUGAAACUAAGCUAUCUUUCCCAUUCUGCCAAACCUUGCAGAUUUAAACACGUUUAUGGCAGAGUGUUUUUCAGUGAACUGUUCAGAAUGGAGUCGGACGACAAAUGCCUCACGAAAGCCCUGCGCACCACUUUGAUUGUUUUAUUUACUUUGCAGUUGGUGAGCACCGUAGAGAGACAGGUGUUUGACUUCUUGGGGUACAUGUGGGCGCCCAUCAUCGGCAAUUUCUUCCAGAUCAUCGUUGUUAUUCUCGGCAUAUUUGGUGCUUGGAAUUUCUACAAGUCUUUCAUUGUGGUGUAUGCAACCUGGAGCCUGUUGUGGCUAGGGUGGAACAUUUUCGUCAUUUGUCUUUACUUAGAAGUGGGAAUUCUCAACCGGAACCGGGAGCGUUACAUCCUGACCAUCGGCACGGACAGCAAGAGCUGGUGGCUGGAGCACGGGAUUGGCUGCGAGAUUGCCAACACGUCGUGGAUGGACGAGGAGGAGGAAGUCUACGACUCAGGUCGCCGCAUCCCACCCGAGUCGUCUGUGGUUGGCUGCAUCCUGCAGUACUACUACGUGGAGGUCAUUCACGCCGCUGUGCAGUGCUUCCUGUCUCUCGCUGGGUUCGUGGCUUCAUGCGUGUCCAUCUACUCCUUCAUGGAAGAGGACGACCCGAUGAGCUCAGCCAAUGACGAGCUGGAGUUUGUCAAAAUGCGGUACCGAACCCCGACGCACAUGUCGGCGUACCGCGACGUGGACGAUGACGGUGAGCACAUGGCCUUCGACAACAUCAACCUCACCACGGAGUUCACCCCGCACUCCCCAGCGGCCGGGGGUCGGCGCGGGGUCGGGGGACGCGGGGAACGCGAGCAGCCCCCGAGCUACGACACGACCAUGCGGAACGUUGCCGCGGCAACGGCGGCCGCCAACCACUACUACGCGGCCGACCGGCAGAGCGUGCGCAGCAAGGCCAGCACUCGCUCCAAACGCUCCACACACCAUCGGCACGGCGCGGGGGCGGGCCCGGGGAGCAGCGCCACAUACAGCGAGCCCGUCCGAGACCUGCCCUGGGUCCAGAUCACGCCCUCCACCAGCGCAGAACAGCACAUGAUCCGCCAUUAUCCGUAAACGGGAUCCGCCAUCAUUAUCCAUUAUAAACGUGAUCUGCCAUCAUCAUCCAUAAACGUGAUCUGCCAUUAUCAUCCAUUAACAUGAUCCGUCAUUAUCCGUAAACGGGAUCCGCCAUCGACAUCAUCCAUAAACGUGAUCCACCUUUAUCAUCCAUAAACAUGAUCCGUCAUUAUCCAUAUAAUAUAACGAUUUUUGUCGUGCUUCACACAACGUGGUUGUUACAGCAAUACAAAAUCGUUUCGUUCGACAGACGUGCUUCACAGUGUGGUUGCUAUGGCAACGCGAAAUCAUUCCGCUGCACUUCACA